Striga asiatica is the source of this 2334-nucleotide messenger RNA. Lineage: Eukaryota; Viridiplantae; Streptophyta; Magnoliopsida; Lamiales; Orobanchaceae. The record is from the annotation of a GenBank genome assembly.
UGCAGUUUUCCAAGUUCUUAGCAUUGAAAAUGAGGGUGGAUCUCUAGGAUUCUAAGGGAGGGAGAUGAGUGGGGCUCCCAACUAAGAGAAUUGGAAUUAUCAAUGAAAUCUAUUUGGUUAUGCAAUUCGCCGAAUUUUCGCCACCCAUUAUGAAUCGAAUUUGGAGAACAAAUGGCACUUUGCUUUUGAAUGUCCAGGUUCAUCCUCCCUAGCUUUAAUUAACAUCCUUCCAUAUAAUAAUAUAAAUAAAAUCCGUUACACCCUCAAAAACAUCCAAACCUCACAAUCCAGUUGAUUCAACAACUAUUACCUAUUGUCAACCUUGCCACGAUAUUAACUAAUAAUUACUCCCCGGCCUCCUCGUCAAACUCUAAUUCCAAAAUUUUCCCCCAUACCAGAAGUAAUAAAAUUUCCGGUGAGCCCCUAGAUUAGUAGCCACUUCCGAACCCACCCCCUCCUAAGUUCAAAAUUUUUUUAUUCCUAAAAAAUACCCUUCUAAUACCCAAAUAUUAUAUCUGGCCCUCGGAGCCUACGACUGAGGAAAAAGAAAAUAAGAGAUAAAAGAGAGCCGAAAAUGGCAGCCAUGGCUUCUCUUCACCUCAAAACCUCAUUUCAUCAGACCAAUUCCUUUCUGAAGCUGCAGGGAACCAAAUUUAUCCCAGCUCUCAAUAUGCCGAAUUACCCUCUCCGAUCCAUCAGAGCCCGGCCCGCGACCCGAAUCUCGGCUUCGUUGAUCGAGCCGGAUGGCGGACGGCUCGUCGAGCUCUUCGUCAAGGAGUCUGAGAAAGACUCGAAAACCAAGCAGGCGUUGGGCCUGCCAAAGAUCAGCCUCUCGAAGAUCGAUCUCCAGUGGGUCCACGUGCUCAGCGAGGGCUGGGCGAGCCCGCUCAGGGGCUUCAUGAGAGAGUCCGAGUUCCUCCAAACGCUUCAUUUCAAUUCGCUCCGGCUCGAAGACGGGUCGGCUGUGAACAUGUCGAUACCCAUCGUGCUCGCUAUCGACGAUGCCCAGAAGAAUCUGAUCGGGUCGUCUACCAGCGUUGCGCUUGUUGAUGGGAAGGAUGCUCUGGUUGCUGUUUUGAGCGAUAUCGAGAUAUACAAGCACAACAAGGAAGAAAGAAUAGCAAGGACCUGGGGCACAACUGCCCCAGGCCUGCCUUAUGUUGAGCAAACCAUCACUAAUGCUGGAAACUGGUUGAUUGGUGGUGAUUUAGAGGUGAUUAAUCCUGUCAAGUAUGAGGACGAUUUGGACCGUUUUAGGCUCUCGCCUGCACAGCUUCGUGAGGAGUUUGAGAGGCGGAAUGCAGAUGCUGUGUUUGCUUUCCAGCUUCGAAAUCCGGUGCACAAUGGACAUGCUCUAUUGAUGACCGACACACGGCGUAAACUUCUCGAGAUGGGUUAUAAGAAUCCGGUCCUCUUGCUUCAUCCCUUGGGGGGAUAUACUAAGGCAGACGAUGUCCCGCUUAGCUGGCGGAUGAAGCAACAUGAGAAGGUACUUGAAGAUGGUGUCCUGGAUCCAGAAACUACAGUUGUGUCUAUUUUCCCUUCUCCUAUGCACUAUGCUGGCCCAACUGAGGUGCAGUGGCAUGCUAAGGCUAGAAUUAAUGCAGGGGCCAACUUCUACAUAGUGGGCCGUGAUCCAGCUGGCAUGAGCCACCCAGUCGAGAAUCGGGACCUCUAUGAUGCUGAUCAUGGGAAAAAAGUUCUCAGCAUGGCUCCUGGACUUGAGCGCCUCAACAUUCUUCCAUUCAAGGUGGCUGCAUAUGACAAGACACAGAGUAAGAUGGCAUUCUUUGAUCCAUCCAGGGCUCAAGAUUUUCUUUUCAUAUCUGGCACAAAGAUGCGAACCCUUGCAAAGAACGGGGAGAAUCCUCCCGAUGGAUUCAUGUGCUCGGGUGGCUGGAAAGUUUUGGUUGAAUAUUAUGACAGUUUGGCCCUAACCGAGAAUGAUAGACUGCCUGAGCCUGUUCCGGUUUGAAAUUAUUACGACUGUGUAAAGUUGAUCCAAGUUUGGGAUAUACUUUACUCUACUUCGUAACUACCAAUGUGUAUUUAAACUGGAUUUUAAUAAUAAUAAUAAUGAUGAUAGAGUAAUGUUUAGAUGACAGUGGCCUCAGAAUCCUGUAUUAUGAAUGCUUGAUUACUUGGAGUUGUGUGAUCAACUGUGUGGUAUUGCUAUUAUGCAUGAUUUUGACGAAGUUAAUCAAUUUUUAUCUUCUGUUUUUAUCAGAAGUUUUUUACAGUGGCAAUGGUGAUCAAAUUAUCGAUUUCAUUUAGCAGCUGCGAGUGCUCUUGGUUGAUAAAAGGAAAUUAAUGAAUAAUUCAAACAAGUUUCUG